Molecule: messenger RNA, 1652 nt
Organism: Diospyros lotus (date-plum)
Lineage: Eukaryota; Viridiplantae; Streptophyta; Magnoliopsida; Ericales; Ebenaceae
Product: hydroquinone glucosyltransferase-like
Exons: 1
Coding region: 79-1482 (467 amino acids)
Molecular function (GO): UDP-glycosyltransferase activity
Source: RefSeq, a predicted model, not a curated record
AAGCCCCCUUCAGCGCAUCCCAAUCCCAUCGCAACUUAAUUCCCUCUUCGCUACAGAAAGCAAAGCAGCCAAGAGAUCAUGGGCCGAGAAGCGCCUCACAUAGCUGUCGUUCCAUCGCCGGGGCUCAGUCACUUAAUCUCUCUCGGCGAGUUCUCCCGGCGACUCGUCUGCCGCUUCAACUUCUCCGUCACCAUAAUCGUUCCAACCAACGGCCCAUCCUCCAGAGCAGAGGCCGCUUUCCUCGACUCUCUCCCUUCCUCCAUUUCUCACCUUCAUCUACCCGCGGUUAGCUUGGCGGACUUGCCGCCCACAGACGAGCUCGAGACCAGAAUCUCCGUCACCAUGGCUCGCUCGCUCCCGUUCCUUUACGACGCGUUGAAGGCGCUGGUAGCCACCACCGAGCUCGCCGCUCUGGUGGUCGACGUCUUUGGCGCCGACACGUUCGACAUGGCCAGAGAAUUCAACGUUCCUCCCUACAUCUACUUCUUGUCCACUGCCAUGUCUUUGUCUCUUCUGUUUCACUUGCAUACACUCGACUCAACUGUUUCUUGCGAGUAUGGCGAGCUGACAGACCCGGUUCGAAUCCCGGGUUGCAUUCCGAUCCAUGGAAAAGACCUUCUCUACUCGAUUCAGGACCGGAAGAGCGAAGCCUACAAAUGGUAUCUUCACCACGCCGAGCGGUACGCCAUGGCCGAGGGUAUCAUAAUCAACACCUCCACGGCCUUGGAGCCUGGCCCGAUCAAGGCCUUGCAGCAACCCGGAAAGCCAAGGCUUUAUCCGGUUGGACCCAUCAUCCACAUGGAAGUCGACCCGCCCACAGGCCCGAACGAGUGCUUGGACUGGCUCGAUGAUCAGCCGACUGGGUCCGUGCUGUUUGUUUCAUUCGGGUCCGGCGGAAGACUCUCUCAUGAACAGAUCACUGAGUUAGCACUCGGUCUUGAACUCAGUGAGCAAAGGUUUCUUUGGGUGGCAAAACCGCCGGAUAAUACCGCCGAAGGUGGGUAUUUCGCCGUUGACACCCGGAACCAAGCGUUGUCUUUCUUGCCAGAAGGAUUCGUCGAAAGAACCAAAGGCCGGAGCCUAGUGAUCACCAGUUGGGCGCCGCAAAUCCAAGUUCUGAGACACGAAUCAACCGGCGGGUUCUUAACCCACUGCGGCUGGAACUCUAUUCUGGAGAACAUACUGCACGGCAACGGCGUGCCGUUCCUCGCUUGGCCUCUCUUCGCCGAGCAAAACAUGAACGCCGCGCUGGUGGCUGGUGGUCUGAAAGUCGCUCUGAGGCCGGUGGCGGGCAAGGACGGGGUGGUGCGGCGUGACGAGAUUGCGAGGGUUGUGAAGGAUCUGAUGGUCGGGGAAGAAGCCAAGGCCUUCCGGGUGAGAAUGAAGAAGCUGAAGAGCUCGGCUCUGAAGAGCUUGAGUGAAGAUGGUGAUUCUGCCACAGCAUUGUGCGAGAUCGCCGACAAGUGGAUGAACCAGUACUAGAAGACAGCAAUUGAUUAAUUUUAAUUAAUUAAUUAAUUAAAACUGGCUUCCAAACGAGGAAGUGAUCGCCAGCCAUGCAUGCAUGCACUCGUGCAUUGUGAUUGUUUUCUUCUUUUGUUUAAUGUUCGUAAUUAAUUUGUCUGUCUCUAAUUAAUAAUUGCUGUUAGCAC